AUGCUUCGCUAUGUUGUGGCCGCAGUGUUGGCCGUUGCCGUUUAUGGGAAAGGAGAUCCUGAGGCCAACAUGAAAGCGCCCGAGAUCAUCGCUCAUUGGGGAUAUCCAGUUGAGACAGUUACUGUGUACACGGAUGAUGAUUAUGAGCUCACCAUGCACAGAAUUCCCCAUGGAAAAGAUCAACAAGCUGGAAAGCGGCCAGUGAUGUUCUUGCAACAUGGACUCGAAGCAUCAAGCUCAAACUGGAUCACGAAUCUUCCCGGAUUGGCUCUUGGAUUUAUGGCCGCCGAUGCUGGCUUUGACGUUUGGAUGGGAAAUGUUCGUGGAGAUGAAUACUCUCUUGGGCACAAAACUCUCGACCACAAGAAGAAUGAAUACUGGAAAUUCUCAUGGGACGAAAUGGUGAAAUACGACUUGCCAGCCAUGAUCAAUAAGGCUUUGACCGAGACUGGACAAGACCAUCUCUAUUAUGUUGGACACUCACAAGGAACACUCAUCAUGCUCAGCUAUUUGUCUCAAAAUGAAGAUUUUAACUCAAAGAUUCGCCAAUUCCAUGCUUUGGCUCCAGUCGGAACUGUGAAACAUAUCCAGGGACUUCUUGCCUUCAUUGCUAAUAACUUUAUGAUUGAGUUGGAGGCUUUCCAUUCAAUCUUUGGAGAUGGAGCCUUUUUGCCUCAAGACAGUUUCAUCAAACUUGCCGAGAAACUUUUCUGCAGCAAUGAUGUCACCGAGAAACUCCUUUGUGGAAAUCUUUUAUGGUUGAUUGCUGGACCAGAGAGUCAUCAAAUGAACACCACCCGUCUCCCCGUUUAUAUUGCUGACAUGCCCGGUGGUACUUCCACUCAAAAUGUUCUCCAUUGGUGUCAAAUGGUCAAAUCCGGAAAGCAACAAAUGUACGAUUUUGGAAGUGAAAAGUUGAACAAGCAACACUAUGGACAAACAACCCCACCACUUUAUGAUGUCUCGAAGAUCACCGUCCCCACUUAUCUCUAUUGGUCUGACGCGGAUUGGUUGGCCGACAAAAAGGAUAUCACCGAUCAUCUUUUGCCAAACUUGCAGAAAAAUACAUUGAUCGAGAACAACUACUUCGAUGACUUCAACCAUUUGGAUUUCAUUUGGGGGCAACGCGCUGCCUCGGAGAUCUACACUCCACUCAUCGAAAAAGCUCUUCGUGAUGUGAACGGACAGAAAUCAAAU
This is a messenger RNA of Mesorhabditis belari, 1197 nucleotides long. NCBI's taxonomy places the organism in Eukaryota, Metazoa, Nematoda, Chromadorea, Rhabditida, Rhabditidae. The record is from the annotation of a GenBank genome assembly.